UACGAUGAUAUGGCCAAAACAAUCUGGCAACACUGGGCGGCGGCUCACCAGUCCCUCGCUCCCGCUCUGCCCUGCAAGGCGUCACCCAGUACUCUGCGGCCAUGGCUCUCAGGGGGCCACUGCUGUGAUGGCCUCAAGAGAGAGUGGAAAUUUGAGUGGAGGCGGAGGAGUAGCAGCGACUGCAGCAGCAAUAGCAGCAGCAGGCACUAGUCCCCAUCAAAAACAGCAACAGCAGAAUCCUGCACAGGCACCCAUGACUGCAGCAGGGGCAGGUGGGAGUGUAGGCUCCCUUCCAGCUGGAGGAUCACAGGCAACAGUGGCUGCAGCAACAGCAGGUGGAGGGGCAGCAGAGGGGGCUGGAAGAGUUAGCAAUGUACAGCGCAUCCAGCAGAAGAAGGCACAGGUUCGAGCAUGGCCCAGGGACAAGAAGCUGGAGAAGCUAGCCAUUUAUUCAGCAUGUAAAGGGGAUGAGAAUUGCAAGUGUAAUGGGUGGAAAAACCCAACGCCCCCAACCCAUCCAGCCCGGCCAGACACUCCACAGCCAGCAGCACCCCCAUCACAGCCCUGCCGCAGCUGCUCCCACAUGCUGAGUAAGCAUGUCAGCCACCUAGAGUCUGCUAGUGAUGAUGACCUUGACCGCCUGCUCUCCAUUGUGGUGGAUGUGGAAAACCUCUUCAUCUGUGUCCAUCGGGAGGAGGACCCUGAUACCAAGCAGGUGUACUCCUACCUGUUCCGACGGCUGCGGAAGUGUAUCCUUCAAGUGACGCCUCCAACAGUGGAAGUGCCUUUGGGAACACCACCCUUUGAGCGUCCCUCCAUCUUCAAGGGUGUCACCAACUUUGUCUUCCAUAAAUUUAACCGCCUACAGCAGAAGGACUUUCAGAUGAUGAGUGACCUUGCCAAGAUGUUUCUGCACUGCCUCAAUCACUGGCGAUUAGAGACGCCCUCUGCUCGUCGUGCCCACACCACUCCAGAGGAGAGCUCAGCAUACAAAGUCAACUAUACCAGAUGGCUUUGCUUCAGUUAUGUGCCCCAGCUGUGUGACUCCCUCCCCCACCAUGAAACCACAGCCAUAUUUGGCCGCACUUUCCUCCGGGCAGUAUUCCAUACCUUACGCAAGCAGCUGCUGGACAAGUUUCGAGCCGAGAAGGACAAGAUGCCACCAGAGAAGAAGCAACUCUUACUGAACCACUUCCCUAGAUUCCUUUCAAUGUUGGAAGAAGAGGUGUACUCAAACUCCUCCCCAAUAUGGGAUGCCGACUAUCGCCCACAGCUGCCGCCACACCUCCAUGCACAGGCCACUGAGAGAGCCUCAGGAGGGAGUGGACCAGCACGAGGAGAGUUUGAGAGGCUAACAGUUCCUCCAGGAGAGGGGCAGUACACCACAGUCAACCUCACACCUGCUGCCACCCGCCGGGCUCGUCUGGAGGAGAGCCGAGGAGAAAAGCGUGAAGGGGAGGAUGUUUGUGAGAACAGCAGUAACAGUAGCAGCAGCAGCAGCAGUAGCACCACCACCACUAGCAACAACAGCAGCAGCAGCAAGAGGAUGAAGCUGGAAUCUGAGGAUCUUGGAGAGGAUAUGGUGGCAGAAGUUGUGGCCACCAUCACUGAUCCUAGGAAGAUGGUUGGGCCAGAGGUACUCUUCUCAGAGAAUGCAGCAAGGGAUGAGGCAGCUAAGCUGGAGGAGCGCAAGGGUAACAUUGAGUUCCAUGUGAUCGGCAACUCACUGACCCAGAAGGUAUCCAAGCAGACCAUGUUGUGGCUCAUUGGUCUGCAAAAUGUGUUCUCCCAUCAGCUGCCCAGAAUGCCCAAGGACUAUAUCACGCGUCUUGUGUUUGACCCGAAGCACCGCACUCUGGCCCUCAUCAAGGACAAUCGUCCAAUUGGAGGGAUCUGCUUCCGGAUGUUUGCCACGCAGGGCUUCACUGAGAUUGUGUUCUGUGCUGUUACCUCUAAUGAGCAAGUGAAAGGCUAUGGCACACACAUGAUGAAUCACCUCAAGGAUUAUCAUGUUAAAAACAAUGUCCUCCACUUUCUUACAUUUGCGGAUGAGUUUGCCAUUGGAUACUUUAAGAAGCAAGGGUUCAGCAAGGACAUACAGCUGGCCCGCUCGGUUUAUCAGGGAUACAUUAAAGAUUAUGAAGGUGCCACACUCAUGGGCUGUGAACUCAACCCCAACAUUGUCUACACAGAGUUCACCGCUGUCAUUAGGAGGCAGAAAGAGAUAAUAAAAAAACUCAUUGAAAGGAAGCAGAGUGAAAUCCGGAAGGUGCACCCAGGACUCACAUGCUUCAGGGAUGGCGUGCGAGAGAUUCCGGUUGAGAGCAUACCAGGGAUCCGGGAGGCUGGAUGGAAGGGACCCCCUACAUCAAAGCCUGCACGCUCCCCAAGCCAGGAACACCAGGAGGCUGAGUACCUAACCAGCAUGCUGAAGACUCUCUUGUGCAAUGUCAAGAACCACACAGCUGCCUGGCCCUUCCAAGUCCCAGUGGACCCCAACGAAGUACCUGAUUACUACGACCAUAUAAAGUGUCCCAUGGAUCUGAAGACCAUGACAGAGCGCCUCAAGGCUAACUAUUACGUGAAUGCCCGGCUGUUCAAUGCGGACAUGCUGCGUAUUUUCAAGAAUUGUCGUUUCUACAAUCACCCAGAGACUGAGUAUUACAAAUGUGCCAACAAUCUAGAAAAGUACUACAUUAAUAAGAUGAGAGAACUUGGUUUGUUAGAAAGCAAAUGAAUCAUAAUAGAGUUAAUUUUGAUUAAACUGUAAGAAAUGGAAGCAACUGUUUUCCUCCUUGGAGUCGGUAGGGAGAGAAACAAGAAUUGGUAUUGAUACACCUUUAAAUAUUUAGAUUUCGUUGGUCACAGCAUUAAUAUUGCAAAACUAUACAUCUGUUUAUAGUAAUUAUAAACAACAGAAUUGUGGAAUGAGGAUGUGUAUGUAAAAAGGCAUACUAAAUUUCCCAAGUGGUCCCUAUGGCUUGUUUAUUGUGGGCAAGAACUGUGAGAUGUGUUUCUGUGCUGCUACUUUUACAAUAUUUAUUGAUCCCCUGCUGUAGGUAGUGUUUUAUGUAUUGACAAAGAGUAGCAACCUUAAAAAGUCUGGAUACUUUUUAUAUCUGAAUCUUAUAUUUAAUGCACAUAUUUUCUAAAGGUUGUUUUGCAAAAUAAUAAAGAUUAAUUCAGAUUUAGAUAACUGGAAAAUAUACAUUAAGUUUUCUACACAUUGUUUUUAUCAGCCUUGCAUGAUGCAGUGGUGAUGAUGGUAAUGUGUUGUGAAUGUGCAUCAAAAGAGAAAAAUAUAGGCAACAAGGGCUAACCUGGUUUCAGCAGGUGUGUGGAUGGGUGGGUGAGAGUGAGUCGAGUUGAUGCACAAUCUGUUCAAGGGCCCCCACAGGAAAGCUGUACACACUAUUUUACCUUAACUGUGAACUCUGAAACAACUGUUGGUCAAUAAGUCAUCACUUGGGAAAGUUGUAAACACUGUUUUACCCUAACUGUAAACUCUGAAACAACUGUUGGUCAAUAUGUCAUCACUUAAACACUCUCAUCAAAGACAGCUGUAAAAAGUAAAUAUUUCAUUUGAGAACUAAAUUAUUAUUUUCUUUUGAGCAAAUCAUGAGGCUGCCCAUUUAGGGGUGGGUGCCAGCAUAGCCUGGCUGUGUUUCUGUUGAUGGCCUCAUUAACACACACACAUUUUGUUUAUUGGGUUUUGAAAUAUCAGUUUUUGUUUAUCAAUUUUAGUAGCACCACUGAAUGGGGAAGUGUAUAAACUUUAUAACAAGUAAAAUAAAAUCUUUACCUGAAAAUGUCAAGUUGGUGAAUAAAAGCAUAUGUAUGUAGAUAAAUAAUGCUUGUAUUGUCAUAACUGAUUCUGCAAAUAAGACUUCGGUAUUUUGCAUGUUAGAACAUUUCUGUAUAAAAGCAUUUUUCUUUUAAAAUAAAUAAAUAAAUAUUUAAUCAACCAUAUCACAAAGUUCUACAGAAAACCUUGUUCGGUAUAACAUUGACAACAUAAUUCAAAUUUUUGUAGCUAAAUGUGGUUAAAAUGGCUCACUAGAGAACAGACAACCUUAUAAGGUGGCCUGAAUCUCCUUUUCGACAAGCACCCGGUACUCAUCAAAACCGCCCUCCACACACCGCACCUUCUUGUCCCCACACACCCACAGCUCGGUGCAUACCAUACGGAUCAGCCGCUCGUCAUGGGAUACUAAGACCACUCCACCCUGAAAAGAAAUAAUGUGUCACCCACAUGUACUUACACACAAAUGUAUAAAUAUUUGAUAUCUAUACAGGGGGUCAACAAAAUAUGGAGUUCUGUUUCUAAGCCACAUCAUUAACCAAUUUUUUGGUACAGGUCAGAACCAGCCUAAGUAAGCACCUACAGUAUGUCACUCACCUUUGUUAAUGCUAUACUACUGUAAAGUCAUAAUCUAGGACAUAAAAACAACUACUGUACCUGUAAAAAAACACAUGAGGGGCAUACAGUAAAUAAAAAAAAUUAAAUAAGUAACAAAACAAUCAGCAGAGUUGAAUGUACAGGGGCAAGCACUGCCAGUGUUGUGACCACCAAACACCACAUGUCAAGACUGUUGUAAACUGUAUUAAAGCACUGCACCAAGUUUGGCACCUAACCAGGGCCAUGAAAAGGACUACAGCUGUAAAGAAAAAUUAGAUCCUGUAAAGUUACAUACCAAUAGAACAAUAAAAUACACAUAAAAA
Molecule: messenger RNA, 4722 nt
Organism: Scylla paramamosain (green mud crab)
Lineage: Eukaryota; Metazoa; Arthropoda; Malacostraca; Decapoda; Portunidae
Gene: Gcn5
Product: histone acetyltransferase KAT2A-like
Exons: 16
Coding region: 5-2737 (910 amino acids)
Biological process (GO): chromatin remodeling; positive regulation of transcription by RNA polymerase II
Cellular component (GO): ATAC complex; nucleus
Molecular function (GO): protein binding; histone H3 acetyltransferase activity
Source: RefSeq, a predicted model, not a curated record